GCUCUGCUGCUCCAUUACAGCUUUGGAGAGGGAGAAGGGAGAGAGGGGUAUCUGUAGAGAUAUAACACUAUAGAAAAUAUCACUACAAAGCCGAGAGGCCGUUGUCACGUGUCCUGGCAUCACUCCCGCGGAGAAGUUACUGUUGGGCGCGAGGCUGCGAUGGUAUAAGAGAGCGAGCCAGCGAGCGAGCGGGAUGAUGAGCUAAUAUUCUUUACUGAAACCGCUUCAGUCCGGGAGGUUUGGGGGUCUAGAUACGAGAACUGGACCGGAACGACACGGAACGGUGAUGACAUUUCCUCCGUGAACAGUGAAAUGAAUCUGCGCGGAAAGUGGGUGCAAUCGAGGACACUUUAGUAGCCCAAUACUGCUGUUUUUAGGAUGAAAAGGUGGUUUGAUAGGUUAUAAAACAUUGUUGGAAUAUGCUAUUAAACACAGUGCUUCAGUCUUUGCUGAACAGAACGGAGAAAUAUUAUAAUUUCAUCUGAUGAAAAAACGUUCAAUCCUUCUCUUUCCACGGGAUACAAUUCUCACGAAGCGUUUUAAUAAUCCAGCAUCAUAGGAGCGUUUCCCCGGUGGUUACCGAGACUGAGCUCACACGUUCACAUGGGCGAGCAGCUCGCUCCGCUGCCUCUGUCUGUAUUUGCGACUCGGCCAUUUGAGAUGAUAUCGGCAUCGGCACCUCGAUCUCUCACGGUGUGAAACUCGGGAGAUUCCUGCGGUCCGCACCAUCUGCACCGCCAAGGGGGGCGGCAGCUUUAACGCGGAGGGGAGGUUGGUCCACCGCCACCGCAAGCGCACACAAGCAUGGAGCCGGACCGGAGCUGCACCGUGUCAAAAAAGACCAUCAUUACCAAAAUAUUUAAAGUUCGCAAGAGGAGGCAAAUGCUUUUUAUCCAAGUGUGUUUCAUCAGCAGUGUACUGUGCCUGACGUGGUGCAUGUCCGCUCUACUCAGCCUAACAGGUCAUGGGUUGGUCCUUGACACUAGCAGGAGCCUGGUGGGGACUCCUGAUCUGUUGGGGCGAAGACUGAUGGCGGUGGACGAUGACAACGACACACUGGCCAAGAACUGUACUGAACCAGCUGUCCAUGAAUUUCCCGAAGACAUGUUCACCAACAGACAACGCACACAAGGAGCCGUGCUGCUACACAUUUUUGCGGCUCUCUACAUGUUCCUGGCUCUGGCCAUUGUGUGUGAUGACUACUUUGUUAUGUCUCUGGACAAGAUCUGUGAGAAACUGGAUCUGAGUGAGGACGUGGCUGGUGCCACCUUCAUGGCCGCUGGAAGCUCCGCCCCCGAGCUGUUUGCUUCUGUCAUUGGUGUGUUUAUCACCCACGGGGAUGUGGGAGUGGGGACCAUCGUGGGCUCUGCAGUCUUCAACAUCCUGUGUAUCAUCGGAGUGUGUGGUAUCUUCGCAGGCCAGGUGGUCUACCUGACCAAGUUUUCCGUGUUCCGGGACUCGCUCUACUACACGCUGUCUGUGGUCGCUCUGAUAGCGUUUAUCUACGAUGGAAAGAUAGUGUGGUGGGAGAGCCUGAUUCUGGUGGUGAUGUACUCUGGCUACAUCCUAAUCAUGAAGUUCAACUCCCAGUUACAGAGCUACUUCUCAGGAAAGGAAGAGAAAUCACUGGCCAAUGGGAAUACGGCAAGCAGCGAGCUGGAAGAUGGUAAUGGUUGCUAUGACAGCAUUUGGGACGACCCUUCCACACCGCUCCUUCCCCCAGUGAAGCCUGCCAAGUCGUACAGCAGCGGCUCAGUGGUGAUGGUGGAUGAGAUGAUCAGCUCCAGCCCACCACACUACCGCUUCCCAGAGGCGGGACUACGCGUGAUGAUAACCAAUCACUUUGGACCUAAGACACGCCUCCGCAUGGCCAGCCGAUUGAUCAUCAAUGAGCAACAGAGACUGGUGCAGGCAUCCAACGGUGACACCACCAUGGUGCUGGACGGUAAAACAGAAACGCUGGAGAACGGAGGCGUGGCGGAGGAUAAACCUGCCGAGGAGGAGGAGGAGGUGGGACUGGCCUCCCCCUUUACUGUCCCUGAGGGCGCCAUGGAGCGUGUGAAGUGGCUGCUGUGCUGGCCCAUCCUGCUGCUCCUGUACCUGACCGUGCCAGACUGUGCCAAACCGCGCUGGGAGCGCUGUUUCCUGCUCUCCUUCUUCCUCUCCACUGUCUGGAUCGCCAUCUUCUCCUACUUCAUGGUCUGGAUGGUGACUAUCAUAGGCUUCACUCUGGGUAUUCCUGAUGUGAUCAUGGGCAUCACGUUCCUGGCAGCGGGCACCAGUGUUCCUGACUGCAUUGCCAGUCUCAUAGUCGCCAGGCAAGGUCUCGGGGACAUGGCUGUGUCCAACACCAUAGGCAGUAAUGUGUUUGAUAUCCUGGUGGGUCUGGGGGUACCCUGGGCCAUCCAGACCAUGGCUGUGGACUACGGCUCCGAGGUGAUGAUUAACAGCAGAGGGCUGGUGUAUUCUGUGGUGCUGCUCCUGGGAUCUGUGGCUCUCACUGUGCUGGGCAUCCAUGUGAACGGCUGGAGGCUGGACCUGAGGCUGGGGGUGUACGUGUUGGUCCUGUACGCAGUCUUCCUCUGCUUCUCCAUCCUUAUCGAGUACAACGUGUUCACCUUCGUCAACCUGCCCAUGUGUCUGGAGCCACUGUAGC
Molecule: messenger RNA, 2656 nt
Organism: Hypomesus transpacificus
Lineage: Eukaryota; Metazoa; Chordata; Actinopteri; Osmeriformes; Osmeridae
Gene: slc24a4a
Product: solute carrier family 24 member 4a
Exons: 17
Coding region: 805-2655 (616 amino acids)
Biological process (GO): calcium ion transmembrane transport; intracellular calcium ion homeostasis
Cellular component (GO): membrane
Molecular function (GO): calcium, potassium:sodium antiporter activity; calcium channel activity
Source: RefSeq, a predicted model, not a curated record